UCCUUGGCAGUUCCUGUCUAGAAACACAUGACUGAGGUUAGCCGGCUGGAGGCGGAGUUGGACCAGUAGUUCCGUCCAGACUGUCUGAAACAGACUGGUAGUUAAGCGGACCGCUCUCCAUAGUGGUGGGGUGAAGAGUGAAAUAACUGGCAGACUGUCAGCAGAGAAAAUGGAGACAUCAGCAAGUGUGUCCAAUGGAGCAUCAUGGCCUGUAUAUGAGGAAAAAGAAGACACCCUCAGUCCUGAGGAUCUGUCUGAAAUGCUGGCAGCAGGGACCAAGGAGGUUCAUGAAAAGGCUGAGAACACUCAGUUUGUGAAAGAUUUCCUCAGGGGACGCAUCCGUAAAGAGCUCUUUAAGCUUGGUGCUGUGGCACUCUACUAUACAUACACAGCCAUGGAGGAAGAGAUUGAAAGGAACAAAGACCACCCCCAUUUUGCUCCACUGUAUUUUCCUGCAGAGCUACACCGCCAUGAAGCUUUGGCCCGUGACCUUGAGUACUUUUACGGCCCCGACUGGAAGAGUCAGAUCAGCUGCUCCCAGGCCACCCAGCACUAUGUGGACCGUAUUCAUCAAGUUGGGCAGGAGGACCCAGUGCUUUUGGUUGCCCAUGCCUACACCCGCUACAUGGGGGACCUGUCUGGGGGCCAGGUGCUGAAGAAGGUUGCGCAGAGAGCCAUGAAGCUGCCGCCCACAGGGGAAGGUCUGGAAUUCUAUCAGUUUGAUGCCAUCCACAGUGCCAAAGCAUUCAAGCAGCUGUACCGUAGUCGUAUGAACGAGUUGGAACUGGACAUGGAAAUAAAGAAGAGGUUGGUCGACGAAGCUGUCAAGGCCUUUCAGUUCAACAUGGAGGUGUUUGAGGAGCUGGAGGAGAUCGGUAAAACCAUACAGGAGGAUGUCUUAGAUGCUGGCAUGCCUGUCCAUGGAGCAAUGGGUGGAGACAUCAGCAAGUGUCCCUACUAUGCUGCCAAAAUGGCGGCGUCAGGUGGAACAGCAUACGCCUGUCAGCUCGCCAUGGCCGUACUCCGACACCCAACAGGACAGGUCCUGUUUGCUACUUGGUUUGCUGCUCUGGCUGGAUUAGCUGCAUGGUAUCUGAUGUGAUGCAGCCAUCACCCUGACACUGCUGCUGUGAGACAGAGAGAUGGGAGAAACAUAGGAGGAAAGACCAUAAGGAUACUGUGUGUGGACCAUUCCAUAGUUUCAGUUUAACAGCUCCAGGUUUAUUUAGUGUCACAUGCUAAUUAGGUCAGCUGACAGGAAAUUAACUUGGAUCUGUGUCUUAUCAGUGGAAUUCCAAUGAAAUGAUCUUGAGGACCAUCGAGACAUCAACUCCAAAAAUCAUAUUCAUCAAGUUACAGCUUGUUACAAUUUAUCUUCCUGCCUUUAUUUCACUACCUCCUUUACACUGUCAUCAUUACAUCCCGUGUGCAUGUUCUAGUGUUUUAAUUGUAUUUAAAGACUAAAUGUAACUCAUUUUGUCUUCAAAGGACACAGCGUGACUAGCUUUUUUUUAUUGUGAAAUUACAUUUUCUCCCAAUUUUAACUGAAACUGCCAGAUUGAAAGGACCUCUUGGUUUAUGAAUGGUGCCCAAGCAUAAACUCUAAUUUGUAAUACUUAGAAUUAGUUAAUAUGAUUACGAAUUAUCGAGAUUAAUUCACGGUGAGUUAAAAUAGACUAUGCAUAUGUUAUGUAUAAUUGCACAGUAGGUGUUUGCAGGGCAGACUGUUCUUUUAAAGAAGCCUUUUGUUUUUGCUGUAGAAUACAUUCAUUUGACAAGGGACAGGAAGUUAUAUAUGAGUUAAUAAUGCCAGCAGUGAAACAGUGAUUUAUUUGAAAACUUUAAAUUUGGAAAAUGUCUUUACUUGCACAUUACUGCACGUUGAUUGCAGUUCCGAGGAUGAUGUGAAGACAGUGCAGUGCACUGCAGUUUCUUUAAAUCCAUUAUCACAUUUCAUGAUUCAAAUGUGGCCUCAAAUGUUUCCAAAAAGUUUUUAUAAGUAUACUGGGAGACAAGUGAGACAAGGAAUCAAUUUUUCAAGAUAUAGCACGCCUACACCUACGCUUUGACAAGUGUAUGUUUAAUAAACAUCUGUCAGAUAUUAGUGAUUAUAGCAAAUAUACUGGAUAUAUGAAUGUCUACCGAUGCAUGUUCAGAUAUACUACUUCUGUUUCUGAAUGAUGCAGUAGGGCAUCUUUUAUUUCUGCAAAAAAAAAAUAAGAAAAACCUGAGUGUUGUUGAUUUAAAUGCAAAGCUAAAACAUCCAUGAUGAACGUAUGACUCACUGCUGAUUCAGCUGUACCUGCCACGGGAGCCUAUAUUAGGACAAAGGUGUUGUCAGACAUGACUGCAGCUGUUUUAAAAGGAAAUUGUCUUUUUUAAAUACAGUAUUAUUGGUUUGUCUACAUGAAGGCCAAAUCGAUUUCAGUGUUGUGGUUUAUUAUGAACUACUUCAGGUUAGGUACUUAUUGGCAUGCAGCUCAGCUCUUAUUUAUGUAUCCAUUUAUUAUGGAUAUAACAGCAUGCGUCAUCACUAAAACUGUAAUCACAUGCUGUUCAUACUGUUUUUAAAGAAAGACACGGUGGUGCACAACUGUUUGGUUUUUUGUUUGUUUUUUUUUUUUCAACAUAGCUAAGGAGGAAUAUUUUGUACAGCGUGUACUGUAUUCAGUGUGCUUGCACUGACCUGUGAUUGAAGUUAAUAUUUACCCUGAUACAGUAAUUACAUUUUAUUAAUUUUACUUUGCUUUCCAAGCAGUGUGUUGUUUUUUUCCCUUUUUCCUCUGCUUGGUACCAAAGGAAACCUACUGAUAACAGCAUUUCAGCCAGGUUCCUGUGCUGUUGUCAUUUGCACAUUUUCUUCACACAUAAAUGGAUAUACAGAAUUCCUUCAUUAGCAGAAUCCAUUCAGUUUAACAGCUGUAGUACAGCUGUUUGACAGAUAUGACAACUGAAGUGAUGAUCUGCUUUGUGUAAGAGUCUCAGGUUGCUGUCAGAUGGCAUUACAAUGCACUGCACGGUCUAAUACAGAGACUGCUCUAAUAUACUUUUGCAGUUCAAUAUUAAUAUGUUAUUUCUGCUUUUUUUGGUGCAAGUUUGAUGUGUCAAAAUGCUACUGUAUUUUUGAACUUAUUGAAGGGACGUUCAGGAGUUCAGAUUUAGUUUGAUCAUUGAUUAAAUCUUAGAUUAAAUUGAGUGGGAUGCAUGAUUAAUUCAUGUUGAUUUUGAAUUCCCUUGUUUUCACUAACUCUGCUCCUAACCCCUUUGUGUAUUUAACUGAACAAAGCUUUAUCAGCAAUUGGCUACUAUACUCUCAAUGUAUGGGAGGGAAAAAACAGAAAUAUGUUGUGCAGUCUAAUGAAACAAAUGGUUUUCUUGCUCAUGCUGAAAUAAAGGCAAUUCAUUUGAA
Messenger RNA from Scatophagus argus, 3409 nucleotides. It is a transcript of the gene hmox2b, whose product is annotated as heme oxygenase 2b. NCBI's taxonomy places the organism in Eukaryota, Metazoa, Chordata, Actinopteri, Scatophagidae. The transcript has 6 exons. Gene Ontology annotation, biological process: heme catabolic process; heme oxidation; response to oxidative stress. Gene Ontology annotation, molecular function: heme oxygenase (decyclizing) activity; heme binding. The record is from RefSeq and is a predicted model, not a curated record. Bases 170 to 1102 code for a protein of 310 amino acids.